UACCUAUAUUUAAAAAAAAUGUGCGUUUAACUUUUUAAAAUAAAAGGAAACUUGAUCAAACACAGGCUGGAAUGCAAAAGAAAAACCCUCGAGAGGUCCAAACGUUUUCUUAACGCAUGGGAUUUAUUGUGCAAAAUGUGUUGCAAAAUUAAGGCUCUUCGAGCAAAGACAAACACGUACAUAAAAACCCCUGUUCGAGGUGAGGAACCUGUAUUUAUUGUCACUGGGAGAAAGGAGGAUGUAGCCAUGGCCAAAAGAGAGAUUCUUUCUGCAGCAGAACAUUUCUCAAUGAUCCGAGCAUCUCGCAACAAAACAAACGGACUAGCAGGAGCUGUGGCAGGACCUCCAAACCUGCCAGGGCAGACAACAAUCCAGGUGCGUGUGCCUUAUCGUGUGGUGGGGCUUGUGGUAGGACCCAAAGGAGCUACCAUAAAAAGAAUUCAGCAAACAACUCAUACAUACAUAGUCACUCCAAGUCGUGACAAAGAACCAGUCUUUGAGGUCACAGGCAUGCCAGAAAAUGUGGAUCGGGCCAGAGAGGAAAUUGAGGCUCAUAUUUCAAUGAGAACUGGAGUGCUUAUCGACUUAACUGCAGACAAUGACUUUCACUCCAAUGGGACUGAUGUAAGCUUAGAUGGCAUCGGCACUACUGGAAGCCUGUGGUCCAAGGCCCCCAAUCCAGCCCGCAGACCUGCUGCUAGCUUUCGAAAUGACAGCCUAAGUUCUUUGGGAAGUACUUCUACUGAUUCUUAUUACAGCAAUAGAUUAGCAGAUACCAGUCCAACAAGUCCAUUCAGUACAGGCAGUGGUGGCUUCACAUUUGGGGAAUCACUUACCUCUGUCAAUUCAGAUGAGCGUGAUGUGGGCUUGGAGUAUCCAGCAAUUGAUUGUCUUAGUGGGCCUCACAGCAUGAUAUGGUCUCCAUUUGAGCAUGGCAAUCCUAUUCAAGCCUUUAAUGGUAGCUCAUCUGUCCAAAGACGCACUAACAGCAUUAGUGGCUCUUCCACUCUCCGUGUAUCGCCCACCAUUUCUGAUGGUAGUGCCCUUGACCAUCCGCUGGCUAGGCGUGUGCAAAGUGACCCUUUAGCUAAUUUAGCGUGGCUACCCAACCAGACAUCCCUGUCUGCCUUUUCUAACAGCCCAGGCUAUUCAUCGUCUUCACUCCCUGGGAGUACCUCAGCAACAUCUGGCUCUCCCACAGACUCAAGUGGUUCUGAAAGCAGGCCGAAAAACAACCGUGACUGUGUAGUUUGCCGUGAGAGCGAAGUGAUUGCAGCGCUUGUUCCUUGUGGUCACAAUUACUUCUGCAUGGAGUGUGCCAACCGCAUAUGUGAGAAAGCCGAGCCCAAGUGCCCUGUCUGCCAAAAACCAGCAUCACAGGCCAUUCGUAUAUUUUCUUAGCGGCAUCAUGUCCUAGCAAGUACUGCAGGCAACACAAAGAACAGAAUAACCGCUGUACAAUAUACCCUAGACAAACCUUAUUUUAUUUCGACUGGAAGACUAUAUUUCCUAGAGGAGAUGUUUACAAAUUAGCUUUAAUUUUAACCCAGUCAUCAUUGGCAAUUUUGGAAUAAGUUAGAUAUUGUUGAGCAGUUGUAACCACAUGUGCUGAUUGUGUACUGCUUGUCAAAGUUACUAUGACAGUAUUCAGUUAGAUUUAAAUAAAGGAAAGGUCCGCCGCACUUUGCAGAUAUGAGUUUUUAAAAUUUCUACCUAGCAUUUUAUUUUUUAAUGCAUAGAAUAUAUCUUGUACACAUAGCUGAGAAAAGCCGAGUGGUUGUAUGUUUUAUAACACCAGAGUUUAAUUGUGACAGCACCAGUACAGAUUACUAAAUAUUCAAGUUUUAUCAUUUGUUUACCUCUUACUAUGUAUAUGUAGGGAAUUUAUAGGACUGAAAAUGUACUUUAUUUGAAUAAAUUUUAAAAACUAAAUAUAUUUUAUUUUAAGAUAAUGGACCUUUAACCUUACAUGGCUAAAGUACUGAUAUAUAUUUGCUGAACUGACUUGACGGUAUGAAAUUGUAUUAAGAGUUUUAUUUUUUGACUUAAACCUUCUUAAUAAAAACUUUUUACAGUA
This is a messenger RNA of Carcharodon carcharias (great white shark), 2077 nucleotides long. Its product is annotated as RNA-binding E3 ubiquitin-protein ligase MEX3C-like. Lineage: Eukaryota; Metazoa; Chordata; Chondrichthyes; Lamniformes; Lamnidae. The coding region runs from base 136 to 1401 and encodes 421 amino acids. Gene Ontology annotation, molecular function: RNA binding. The transcript has 2 exons. The record is from RefSeq and is a predicted model, not a curated record.